CCUUGAAGAGACGCGGGAGGAGCUGGAGGAAUUCCAGAGCGGCAGCCGAGAGCUUGAGGCGGAGCUGGAGGCUCAGCUGGAACAGACGGAGAGUCGGUGCUCCGAGUACCAGUCACAGCUGAAUCGCCUGGCCAUCGAGAACGAUUCCCUCAAGGAACGGUUGGAGCGUCUACACAAUGAAUUCAACGGCCAAGUGUCAUCCCUACAAGGGAACUAACAGAAAUUAAGAAUCAAAGAAGACCUCUCACGCUACAUCCGGGAGCUUGAGCAAGCAAACGAUGACUUGGAAAGAGCUAAAAGGGCGACAGUGACAUCCUUAGAGGACUUCGAGGCUAGGCUUAAUUUAGCGAUUGAGCGAAAUGCCUUCCUGGAGUCUGAGCUUGAUGAAAAGGAGGCGUUGAAGGUUAUGGUGCAGAGACUGAAGGACGAAGCCAGAGAUCUUCGGCAGGAGCUGAGUGUAAAAAACAAGGACGACGACGAGCCAGAUAAUGACAGGGCUCUCCAACACCAGCAGAAUCACCUGCACCUUCAACCUCCUCCCAAGUUACAGCCUCCUCCUCAGACAGUCUCCGAUGAAAAUGUUGAUUCCAAUAAACUUGUUUCCAGCACACAGCUCACACUCACAGAUUCUGUUCCAAGCACACCUGUAAAAACACACCCUUUGCACAACAUAAACAAUGGAAGUGUACCAAUGACGCCAUCAGCAAGGAUAUCAGCUCUCAAUAUUGUGGGAGACCUUUUAAGAAAAGUGGGGGCACUGGAGUCGCGUCUAGCCUCGUGUCGUACACUCGUGAAGGACAACCAGCGCCCCCUCAGCCUGCUCCACCCGGCAACCACUCUGCCAGAUGAAAAUCCAGCAGAUUAACAGGGACUUGAAUAGGGUGAACUCAGUAUUCAAAGCAGAAAGAACCAGCUGACAUGCGGCUCCCCCACCAUCCCCACCACUGUGAUUCCUGCGUAGAGCUACCAUACACCAAAAUUGAUUCCCAGACAGACUCAAGAGGGAGAGUAGCUGAACGCCUCAAGGAUAGACCAUGCAUUCCAAAACAGUGCUCGAUAACGUUAAGAAAAAGCCAGAUAACGAAUGAUAUAAAUGGCAUUGCUUUUACACACAGAACUCCUGAAUUGGCCAGAAAACCAUGUGAAUCUAGUUUAAGAAGAGGCAUUUCAGAAUACAUGCCUCGCAGACUACUCGGACGGCAGCAAAGUCAAUGCAGUCAUGUCUGUGGCAAUAGUUACCCUCUCUAUGUAACAAAAGAUGAAUAUUUUUUCUAAAAAGGAAUCCCAAAAGACUUGUCCCUUUUAAGUUAAAUUCACUUCUAUGCUGCAGGAGUAGGAGGCUCUCCAGGAUGUCCUUGUAUAUGUAAAUAGUUAGUUUAAUUGAUUGAAGAGAUUAUUGAUGCAUCCGUUUUAGCAAAGAUCCUUUUUUUGUUGUGGCAUAACAAGUGGUAAGGUAAUUAUGUUUUGAAAUACUGCUGUGUGCACCUCCUAGGUAAGCUUUUUUUUAUUUCAAGUAAUUUGCUUUUAGUUCAUCAGGUGCUCCAUUUUCCUGCAAUCUGUGGAAAGUUAUUAAAUUUAGCAAGCAGAUGCCUAAAUAUCCUGCCUGUUAUCUGCAAUGUGAUACUGAUCAAAAGAGCCAAAAGGAGGCAGCAAAGCACAUAGCAGCAGCACAGUGUUAGUGAUGGACCUCACAGUUAGUCACAUCAUUGUGAUCAAAUCAAGUGCCCAAGAAUCCCAUAUUGUGACACGGAAAAGCUGAUAAAUGCACACCGCCUUUAUUUAUGACAGUCAUCAGUGUUAUGGUAGUGAAAUGCAUUGCAGGCUUUAUGAUCUUGUGUAUAUGUGUAUACCAUGGGAAUCUUCAUGGAAAUAUCAGCCAAACAUUGAUGCGUCUUUCUUAAGCAUAAUUUUAUUGAUAGUGAAAAGUUUCUUUGCUGUAACUGAGAUGUUAAAAGUAGAUAUUUCAAUUUGAUUGUACACUGUACUUGUCAUUCACAGUGAAUACUCUCGAGUUGUGCUUAAGAAAUGGUGUCGCAGCCUCAUCUUCUAGUUUCCUCUGUCAAAUUCCAAUUUUGUACAUAAUGGUAACUCUUCAGUUCCUUGAUAUCUCUUGUUACAUAUUGAUAUAGCUGUACCAUAGCUUCUUGGUAGAUUGGACAAUAUCACCUAUGUAAUUUAUGAAAGGUUCCUCCUGAAGCAGAGGUUAAUGGUACAAUGUUUCAGAUGCCCAUGUUUUAAGUGGCAGAUAAGUAGGCUAAUAAUCAAGUCUUGAAAUUAAAUUAUGGAUUGUGUAAGAUCUUUUUUUUUAUGAUUGGUUAAAUAGAUUCAGUAUUGUACUGUAAUCACCACUUCAGAACCAAACACAAAAAACCUGUGUAACUAGCCUAAGACUCGGUGAUAAAAGAAAAGAUUAUCAACAGCUGGGCAUAUUGUCCCAGAUGACUUUAGUUACCGGGAGUGUCAGGUUUUAUCUUGCAAUGACGUCACAUCUCCGAAUAUUCAAUCAGCAAAAUAUUUUCUCCACGUGCUUGGAUAAACCUUUUGUUUCAUUUGAUAUUUUUUAUUUUUUCUAUAUAGGUUUACUAUAGACAGUUAUCAAAUUAGUCUCAAGAUUAGAAGAAGGAAAACAAAUCUGACACUGAGAAUCUUUUCCAUUAUUGACUUUGAAAGAUAUUGGCAAUGGACAGGAUACAAUGUAUUCCUUUCCUUUUAAAGAACAAGUGAUGAAUAUUUACAUUUUAUAUUGCAUAUUUUGUUUAUUAGAUUGGUCUCUAUUCUCAUUAAAAAUUAGCAGAAACA
Messenger RNA from Penaeus vannamei (Pacific white shrimp), 2799 nucleotides. NCBI's taxonomy places the organism in Eukaryota, Metazoa, Arthropoda, Malacostraca, Decapoda, Penaeidae. The record is from RefSeq and is a predicted model, not a curated record.